This is a messenger RNA of Paramisgurnus dabryanus, 1430 nucleotides long. NCBI's taxonomy places the organism in Eukaryota, Metazoa, Chordata, Actinopteri, Cypriniformes, Cobitidae. The record is from RefSeq and is a predicted model, not a curated record.
GCCAUCAUUCGUAUGGCUUUAGCCCGUCUCCAGUUGGACGUGCCGCAAACUCAGCCGCCUCCGGCCAGUGCUUUUUUCAGGCGUGUCCCAGCCUCUGUCAGCUUUACUGCGCCCCCAUCGGAGGAAUAUUUGAGGGAAUUGCAGGCAUGUUGGAGGGAUUCUAAGGCCCUCUCUCAUGCAACGUCCGAUGGCCGGACCCUGGCAGCCAUGCAGGAUGCACAGAAGUUUGGAUUAGACCGCAUGCCAGCAGUUGAGCCGACUAUAGCGGCUCUUAUCAUUUCACCUGAUGAGGCUUUGAGGCCGGAUGCUAGGUGUCCUCGUCCCCAGUGCCGGGUUACAGAUGACCUGCUCUGUAAGGCAUAUGAUGCAGCGGCUCGCAUGGGACGCAUCGGUAACUCCAUGUCCCACCUGAUGCUCGCUUUGUCAGCUUCCCUGCAGGAGACUGAGUUGGAUGCCUCUAUCCACAAUUUUAGCGAUGCUUCACUACAGGCAUUCGCAUUGAUGUCUAGGGAAUUGGGGCGGUUGAUGUCUACUCUUGUGCAGGCUCGCCGCCAGGUAUGGUUGGCACAAUCUCCUCUCACUGAGGCCUGCAGGAGAACCCUUCGCAGUGUUCCUGUGGAACCAGGAGAGCUGUUUGGUUCCGCAGCCCUGGAAGCGCUUGAGCGCACAGUCCAAGCCGGACGGACUUGACAGCAGCUGUCCGGGCUUCAAAGAAGCGUUCCGCAUCCUAGCAGGCCUAGAGGUCCUCCAGCUGUCCCACAGCGCAGCCCUCGUCCACAGGCUCAUCCCAGGGGCUACCUAGGGUCCCUGCGCCCACGUCCACAGCCUGCUCAACAGCAGGCGCCGACCUUUCGGGUGCCUGACCGGCUACCCUCAGGACAACCUCAGUCCUUUCCAACCCGUCGUGCCUCUGGAACCUUUAGAGGCCGGGGACCCCGGCGCUGAAGCCCGGGGGUCGGCUGUCGGCUGUUUUUCCCAGCAGCAGCUCAGCUAUUGGGCUGCCUCCACCAGGGACCCAUGGGUGCUUUCAACCUUAACCCACGGGUACAAACUUCAGUUCCGACGCCGGCCCCCAGCCCAUGGCCGGGUCAAGAUGACCAUCAUAAGCGACCCGGCAAAAGCCCAAGCCCUCACCCAGGAGUUGUCCGCCCUCCUGGACAAGGGUGCCAUCGAGCCAGUAGAUCCCCUAUUGCACCCCAGGGGGUUCCACAUGCUGACCACUGCAGAGGUUCUACGUACAAUUGCCAAAGGAGAGUGGUUUACGUCAGUAGACCUGAAGGAUGCCUACUUCCACAUCCCUAUAGCUCCACACCAUCGGCAGUUUCUGCGGUUUGCCUUUCAAGGGCGUCAUUUCCAGUUCCGAGUGCUCCCAUUCGGUCUCUCCCUUUCCCCUCGGGUGUUCACCAGGUGUGUGACGGCAGCCCUUUCGC